GGACAUCCGAUCCGUUUCGUUCUGGGAACUGUCGACUUCUCCAAUGGGCUCAUUCUUCCCCUCAUUCAGGGUCGAUGUUGUGCUCCGUAGCUGAGCGCUGAAUUGGAGAUCCAUGAGGGCAAGAGGCAGGGUACCAGGUAUAAAUAUGGCAUGUAUUCCUUGAACAGCCACCACCACCACCACCACCACCACCACAACCACAACAUCUCCAGUCAAGCAGCUCAACAGCCAAGCAGUUCCGCAGUCAAAGCACUUCUCGGUUACAAGAAAACCAAAAUGGCACCAGUCGCAUUCAACUAUCACGCCCAAGCGCAAAAAACAUACAAACCCCCCCUCAUCGCCAACGAGAAUGCCUACCUAGGAGAUGUCUUCUCAAGUGAAAAACUAUCCCCCGAGAAACCAAUCUCAGCCGGCUUCUACCGUCUCGAGAAAGGGACGCCCCUCGUCUACACGUACACCUACGACGAGAUGAAGAUCAUCCUAGAAGGCGAAUACGAGAUCUCCGAUGAGACCGGGCAGAAGGUUCAGGCGAAGCCGGGUGAUGUGUUCUUCUUUCCCAAGGGGGCUACUAUUACCUUUACGACUGAGUCGUAUGGGUUGGCAUUUUACACUGGACAACGCAAGGAGGGUGCUGCUUAG
Molecule: messenger RNA, 639 nt
Organism: Monascus purpureus
Lineage: Eukaryota; Fungi; Ascomycota; Eurotiomycetes; Eurotiales; Aspergillaceae
Source: the annotation of a GenBank genome assembly